AUGUUGUCGCAUGAAACUCUUCCCACUGAGCUCUGGCUGGAGGUCUUCGACCAUCUAGACAACCACCGCUCCUUUACCGUUUCCCAUGCCCCGUUUCAGCCGAUUCCAGGUGUCGCCAAUGAGAAUAAAGUCUGCCACGACUACUUCACGCUCGUGCUCGUGUGUCGCAAAUGGCGAGCGUGGGCUCUAGAGCGACUAUAUCGCAACUACAAGCUGUCCAAGACCGCUAAGUCGCCUCUCCAGUAUGCAAACUGGGUCAGGCGGGCAGUUGUGCCAUAUACCACCACUGCAACAGAGACACACAAGCCAAUGCCCUCUACCGAGAUUCUCAGCCGGCUUCCUAACCUAGUUGUUCUCGUCCGACCACCAUAUGCCCCCUCCCCACUGCGAAACCCGCGUUUUGAGUUUGACGCGACUUGUCCGCCGCUUCCCCAGCUCAAACGGCUCGAUUGGUGGAACUACAUCGAAGCCUCGCGCUCUGGAGGCAUCAAUUCACUCACUUCAGUCCUAAAACGUGCCCCCAAUAUCGAAUAUCUCUUCGUUGGCGGGGCGUUCAGCCAUUUUACUGCCGUGGCUUUCCAUGGCCUCGAUAUAGCAGCGAGUAUACAUCUUCCCCGCCUACGCACACUCAGAAUCAAUAUUUCCGACGCCCUCCUCCUUCGACACGUUAUGCAACGCUGGGAAUUACCAGCUUUGGAAAACUUUGUCUUCGACUCUCCACUCGUCACAGGUAGUAUUGGCUCGCGGCUUCUUUGGGAGACGAUGGGCUCGCGACUGACCACUGUCGAAUUUGGAAAGCACGUCCGAUUUCUUCUGGAUGACCAUCUUGGGCCUUGUCUGCGUGGUUGUCCGCUGCUGCGUCAGGUAAACUACUACCUCUUUAUCACUGCGGCCCUUGUCGCCGAGGAGAACGAAACCUUCCCCAAUCUGGAGUGCAUUGGGGUCAGCUUGUCGCAUACGCCGUUCCUUGGUGGUGAGGCGGAAGAAUGGGAGCAUCUGUGGCGCCAUGUGGACGUGUUUUGCUCUGGGGUACUUCCCAAUCUACACACACUCAAGCUAUGGGACACAAAACCAAUUCUUCACUCGGACAUACGCCUCCGGGACAUGCGAAGGCGGCUCGAAACGAAAGGAAUUGUUAUACAGUUCUGCUGA
Mycena indigotica is the source of this 1152-nucleotide messenger RNA. RefSeq lists its product as uncharacterized. Lineage: Eukaryota; Fungi; Basidiomycota; Agaricomycetes; Agaricales; Mycenaceae. The coding region runs from base 1 to 1152 and encodes 383 amino acids. The transcript has 2 exons. The record is from RefSeq and is a predicted model, not a curated record.